ACUUAAGGGCAGACGACACCGCUUUCCCGUACGGUCCUGAAUUAUAAAACUCGUACAACCGUGUGUUGUUGUUGAUGUUGUUGCGUUAGCUCAUGUGUUAGCCAAAUUUCAGUGCAUCAUGGUGAAGUAAGGGUUUUCCGUGAAAGCUGGCGGUGACAUGAUCUACUGCUCUGAAUUCUGCCUCAACAGACGGUAUCUGAACAUACAUGUUGUUUGGCGUUAAGUCGUUAUAUUUAGUGAGGGCUGGUAGUGGACGUUGCUAGCUAACAAAACGUUAACGGGGCUCUAAACUAGCUAACGUUAGUUGCCAGUCCUUCCUGCUUGGCACACACGGGUUUAGCCUAAGUUUAGCUUCGGUUAUUGCAAAUGUCUAACUCCACCGAAAUGAGCCUUCCACCGGACUGGGACGACGACGAGCGGAUGAAUUUCAUGUUCUCCGACUUCAAGGAGAAUCGAGAUGUCAACACGACGGACUGGGACAGUAAGAUGGACUUCUGGACGGCUCUGAUCAUUAAGAGCUGCAGAGAUCGCGGCACCGUAUGUGUCAAUCUGCAGGAGCUGAACAAGACCUUUAAGAGGAAAGAGAAAUCACCGCUGGGUUUGUCGACUGUCCUCCAGUCCAUGGCCAGAUGUGGGAAGAUCCAGAGGGAGUCAGAGUUUGCUGCCAAUGUAGACUGUGGCUGGCUGUCCUGGGGUGUCGGCCUGCUGCUGGUGAAGCCUCUGAAAUGGACCUUCUCCACCCUGCUGGGAAGCAGCCGCGUCCCUUUGGAGGAGUCCUUUGUUAUCAUUGAACUGGUGAAGGAGAAAGCAACAGAAUUACUCAGGGUCUACAGGAGCAGUGAAUUUGCAAGCCGCUCCAUCCUUUCGUUUCAAGAGCUCUGUGCUCUCUCCUCUGACGUCUGUGCUGAUGAGAGCACCCUGUGCAUGGCCCUCCUGCAGCUGCAGAGGGACAAACAAGUGACAGUUUCACUGUAUGAAGGCGAGAAGAUUGUAAAGUUUUGUCAGCCGGGGCAGGACCGCGUCUCUGCAGUCAGUGAUGUGGAUAUAGGCAUCUACCAGCUGCAGCGCAGUGAGAAGCUGCUUGGAGAGCGGGUGGAGAAACUGGGCCUGGAGGCAGACAAGUGCAGAGAGGAGGCAAAACUUCUGCUGACGGAAGGGAAGAGGUCACAGGCACUGAGGUGUUUGAGAGGCCGCAAGAGGGUGGAAAAGAGAGCAGACAACUUGUUUGCCAAGCUGGAGUCCAUCAGAGGAAUCCUGGACAGAAUAGCCCAAUCACAGACUGAUAAGAUGGUUAUGCAAGCGUACCAGGCUGGAGUGUCUGCCCUGAGACUGUCUCUGAAGGAUGUGACUGUGGAGCGUGCUGAGAGCCUUGUGGACCAAAUCCAGGAGCUAUGUGACACCCAAGAUGAGGUGAAUCAAACUAUAUCCAGUGGUGUGACCAGCACAGAUGAAGACAUGGAUGAGUUGGAGGAAGAACUGAAAUCUCUGUUAGACGAGUCAAAGCCAGAUUCCAUCUCAGGUUUGCCUGAAGUUCCAGCAAACGGUCUGCGGCCCUCUGGGGAGCCGUGCCUCCCAGGUAGAGACCUGCUUAGUUGUCUACCCGCUGUACCUCACAGCCACUUGAAUAUUACCACUGAGCAGCUGGAGGAGGAAUUGAAUCAGUUAACCCUUACAGAUUCAGGCUUUCAACAGAAAAGAAUGACAUCACCUGCCAAGAGACUAGAGCCGGCACAGUGAUGGCAUCAGUAACACAUGGCAAGUUUCAGCAUUAACAUAUCAACAAAAAGUGUAUCUCUUAAACAUUUUCUGCGAGCCAGAGUUCAUAGAAGUUUUAAAACAAUGCACUUAAGUAGUAGUUUAGCAACUGCUAAAUCAUUAUCAGAGACGUUGUAAAAUAAGUAUCAGGAUGAAAACAAGGCACUUUCCUUCAUGUAAUGAAAGUAAGAAUGCCUUUACUGUGGAGACAAGCCACAAAGAAUUUUUAAAUGUGUCUUUCUUAGACUUGAAAGCUUUCAGAUCUGAUCUGCCAUGAGUAUCUGAAGGCUCUCAAGUCAAAAAAGAAUAUUUUAACAGUUUGAAAUAUUCUUUGCUGUGCCGCCACCACCAUCAGGAAUGCAUUUAAUUUUGUGGUAUUUUUUGACAAGAAUAAGAGAACAACUGUAUUUGUGGUUUAUUGUGUGUUUAUUGAUGUUUGUAAACGUCUCCCAUUGGCAGUCCUGUAAAGUGUAUUAAGUGGCCUUCUUAACUGUAAAUAUAAAAAAGGAAACAGAAAAUUAUGCCAAAUGAUUUAUGACAACCAUACGUAUAUUUAGCCUCACUGCAACAUAUCUGUGAGAACUGAAAAGCCUACCUGAAGUGAGUUUAACCAAAUAUGUUUCUCAAAAUAAAAUUUAUUUUAAUCA
Molecule: messenger RNA, 2402 nt
Organism: Lates calcarifer (barramundi perch)
Lineage: Eukaryota; Metazoa; Chordata; Actinopteri; Centropomidae
Gene: chmp7
Product: charged multivesicular body protein 7
Exons: 10
Coding region: 367-1737 (456 amino acids)
Biological process (GO): vesicle budding from membrane; late endosome to vacuole transport via multivesicular body sorting pathway
Cellular component (GO): ESCRT III complex; multivesicular body; cytoplasmic side of plasma membrane
Source: RefSeq, a predicted model, not a curated record